AUGGACACUGUGGUGCUUAAGAAGAGGGGCUACAGCCUCGGGGACGCUCUUGGAGAAGGCUCCUAUGGAAAAGUGAAAGCCGCCUACAGCCACCGCCUGAAGCGCAGAGUGGCCAUCAAGAUCAUCGACAAGAAGAAAAUUUCUCCGAACGUCCUGGAAAAGUUUCUCCCCAGGGAGAUGGAGGCUUUGAUGCGACUGCACCACCCCUCGAUCAUCGAGACCUACGAGAUUUUUGAGACGUCCUCUGGGAAGGUGUACAUCGUGAUGGAGCUGGGGGAGAAGGGCAGCCUCCUGAGCUACCUCACCAGCCAGGGGGCCAUGGAGGAGAGCGUGGCUCGCAGCAAGUUCCAGCAGUUGGCUUCUGCCAUCAAGCAUUGCCACGACCUGGACUUUGCCCACAGGGACCUGAAAUGCGACAACAUCCUUCUCGACAACGAUCUCAACUUCAAGCUGUCGGACUUUGGCUUUUCAAAAGCCCUGGCUCGGGAUGAAAAUGGAAAGACCGUUCUCAGCAGCACCUUCUGUGGGUCUCUGGCAUACUCAGCCCCCGAGCUGCUCGAGCACGUUCCUUGUGACCCCAGGAUUUCGGACAUGUGGAGCCUGGGCAUUAUCCUGUACGCAAUGGUUUUUGCUUCACAGCCAUUCGAUACUUCCAACGUCAAGGAAAUGCUCCAGGUUCAGAAACAACAGAAGAUCCCCUUACUCAAGUCAAAGCAUCUCUCUGCGGAAUGCAAGAACCUCAUCAUCCACUUGCUCCACCCUGACGUGUCUCAGAGGCUCUGCAUAGACGAUGUUUUGAGACACCCCUGGCUGCAGCCCCCAAAGCUCACGCACAGCCUGCGAGCUUCAGGAGGGGGUGACCCCAAAGCCAACGGCAAGAGAAGCCCAAAGAAAAACACGAUAUCAAAUCCCAUUGUGCGUAAGUGUAAGGAGUGGAGGAGGAGAUCAGAUUCCCUUAAGGAUACUUUCCUUUAG
Molecule: messenger RNA, 975 nt
Organism: Hirundo rustica (Barn swallow)
Lineage: Eukaryota; Metazoa; Chordata; Aves; Passeriformes; Hirundinidae
Product: testis-specific serine/threonine-protein kinase 1-like
Exons: 1
Coding region: 1-975 (324 amino acids)
Biological process (GO): microtubule cytoskeleton organization; intracellular signal transduction; protein phosphorylation
Cellular component (GO): cytoplasm
Molecular function (GO): ATP binding; tau-protein kinase activity; protein serine/threonine kinase activity
Source: RefSeq, a predicted model, not a curated record